CAUUCGGUAGCACCUUAAUUGUCCUCACGACACAUCUGACCAAGUAAUAAUAAGCACGUGCUUAUUAACACCUACGGCCGGUGAUCUAGCUAGUAGUAAACGUGAAGAGCUAGCUGUGGGCAUGGCCACCACCACUGCAAGAUCCACGCCGGAGUUUCUGAAGCUGUACCUGUCGCUGUCGACGGCGAGCAAGGUUAUCGCCAAGGGCGCCGGUGGCAGGCGGAACCUGAUGGCCGCCGCCGGCGGCGGCGCGUUCCGGUGCCGGACGUGCGGGCGGCAGUUCGCGACGUUCCAGGCGCUGGGCGGCCACCGGACCAGCCACAACCGGCCGCGGGUGCGCGCCGACGGCCUGGAGCUCCUCCUCGGCGCGAGGCCCGGCAAAGGCGCCGCCGCCAGCGACGUGCACCGGUGCAACUCCUGCGGCAUGGUGUUCCCCACGGGGCAGGCGCUCGGCGGACACAUGCGCCGGCACAGGGCGGCUGCGUUCGAUGCCGCCGCGGCGCCCAUGGAAGAGGGGGAUAGCGAGAGUGAUGACGCGGGCCAACACUUGAUGACUAACCAUACGUUAUUCCAGUUCAUAUGAACGAUCGUUCAGUAUAUAUGGUCUAAGUUUAUUAAUUUGGUUUGGACUUUGUGUAGUGGUUGCUUGAAAAAAUACAGCAAGCUCAUUAGCGCAUGCAGAAUUGCAGAUACAGAUCACAUGGUUUUGUUUUAUUUUUACGGAAACGGUUAUUGUAAUAAUAAGUGUUAAUUAUAUAUUGCUGCAGCAAAGUUUAAGAUUCAAUAUAUAAGCCCUUUUAUAUCAA
Panicum virgatum (switchgrass) is the source of this 806-nucleotide messenger RNA. RefSeq names its product zinc finger protein ZAT8-like. The record is from RefSeq and is a predicted model, not a curated record. Lineage: Eukaryota; Viridiplantae; Streptophyta; Magnoliopsida; Poales; Poaceae. The coding region runs from base 122 to 583 and encodes 153 amino acids. The transcript has a single exon.